This is a messenger RNA of Toxorhynchites rutilus septentrionalis, 11151 nucleotides long. RefSeq lists its product as uncharacterized. The record is from RefSeq and is a predicted model, not a curated record. The coding region runs from base 1701 to 2843 and encodes 380 amino acids. The transcript has 3 exons. NCBI's taxonomy places the organism in Eukaryota, Metazoa, Arthropoda, Insecta, Diptera, Culicidae.
CGGCUCCAUGUUCGGUAACUAGUCGAUAGACCAUAUUUGUAACCUGCGCAGAAUCUGAGACAGCAUGGAGGAUCACGGCUUCCUUAUAUUGUUCACCGGAUGUUGCGUACACCCUGUAAGUGACGCCGCACACAACCACACGGCACGUUGAUCUCCGACCUACUAGGGCGAAGGUGGCUGCUAUUGGCAGUGACAGAUGACAAACAUAAAAAAACAUUCGAUCACCAGGAAGUUAAAACGUGGAUUGGCAAAAAAGGCUAGCUGCCUAAUUUGUUAAAAUUCUACCUAAAAUCUAUUUUAUUGUUAUUAAAAAUAGUUUGAUUUAAAACUUAAUCCUAUUGUGCUAAAACCGAAUACUUAAAAAGGUUAGCGCUAAAGGAACCUAUCAAACAUAAUAAAAUCACACGACAGAUAGGAAACGUACAAACGAAAAUUUUAAUCUCUUUCUCGCUGUGAAAUAAAGAGGAUUGAAUUUCGGAAAAAGUGUUUCCAUCGUUGCAUUUUCAACAUUUUAAAAUUUUCGUUUUAUCAAACGAUUUACGAUGCCAAGAGGGAAUCGUCGACAGCGUCAAACGCCAGAGGAAAGCUCUAUGCAAACGUGCCUGCUUUGCAAUCGUUCGGACAACGAUGAGAUGGUGUGCUGCGAUAGAUGUGCCUGCUGGUUUCACUUCGUCUGCGUCGGUGUCAACGAGGGCUAAUCGUUCUUGGAGCUGCCCGGAUUGCUCGCCAGCUAAAGAUCCGGCUCCAUAAUUGCAACAAACAUCGACCCAACCAGAAAAUACAGGGGAACCAUCCAUUCUUUCGACACAACCAUCACCGCAAUUGCCGAUAUUGCCACCGCCGGGACUGUCCGUGCCUCCUCGUCAAAUUCCAACCCCUCGUUCGCGCACGUCAGGAUAAGGUAGUGUAACACCACCGACACCACAGCCUUGCACUCCACGUCCAUUGGAUCAGCAUCCUCCGGUUGUCGAGGUCCAGGAAGAACGGGCAACUAAUCAUGUCGCGCAUAUCGAAACUGAUCUGCUUAAUGAAUUGUCGGCAGACCUUCGCAUUCAGCUUUUGAAGGAACAACAAGCAAUCGAGCAGCGAUAUUUGCUGCGUAGGUUUCAGUUGUUGUUGGAUUCAUCACAUAAUAACAAUUUAUCGAAUCCUCGAGCACCUGUUAGGACUAAUCGUAUCGCUGGUCCCGCUCCUGUAAGUCAUUCUUCGACAAUGAAUGCGAAUCAACCGCCUUUACUUACAACUACUCAAAAUUGAAUUGAAUCACCAUUUGUCCCGAUUUCUCAUGCUCAACGAACGGAACAUACUUCGACUUUUCUCGUCGCUGUUGAAAAUCGAUCGAAUUUCGUAGAAUUUCGUCCACCUCGAUCUGUAAGGGGUCCUAUUGCUUCGACGAUGGUUCCACCUCAGACAAAUCCACCUGCGUUUUCUCGUUCCAAAGAUAAUCAGCGUAUGCGAUCUUCUGCUUUGGCACAGUUCGUUAGUAACGCUCCAACCGGUCUGGAAUAUCACCCGUCGGUCUUACAUGAUGAUCCUACUGCAGUAGGGGGUACGGUAUUGCUCAACAGAAGUCAGAUCGCUGCUCGUCAUGCGGUAUCGAAAGAAUACCAAUAUUUACUGCCGAACCGGAGGAGUGGCCCUUAUUUUUUGCGUCUUUUGAAAAUACAACGCACCUUUGCGGAUUUACAGCAGAGGAAAAUAUGGUUCGGCUCCAAAAGUACCUAAGAGGGAAAGCACUGGAAGCGGUAAAGUGUCAACUGUUGCACCCGAGCAAUCUGGAUCAAGUUCUGGCUACACUGAAGAUGCUCUUCGGCCUUCCAGAAAUCAUUGUACAUUCGCAAAUACAGAAAGUAAAUAAUCUGUCAGCCCCUAAAGCAGAUCGUCUCGGAAGGCUUGUUGAUUUUGCUCUUACUGUACGUAACAUGGUAGCUACAGUUCAGGUUUGUGAAUUAGAGGAACAUUUGUGUAACCUCACUCUUCUGCACAGUUUAUCCGAGCGACUUCCUCCGAUGAUUCGGUUGAAUUGGGCGACUCACCGACAGUCUCUCCGGUCUGUGACAUUAGUUGAGUUCAGCGACUGGCUAUAUAAGUUAGCGGAAGCAGCCAGCGCCGUAACAAUGCCACAGUUUUCAUGUGUCGCUGACAAUAAAUCUCGUCGUGCCCGAAAAGAAGAUGGAUUCUUGAACACCCACGCUGAAGCCCAGAAAGUGAAGCAGUUUGGUUCAAGCAAAAGUUGUGUCGUUUGCAAGGGAAGUUGUGUUGCGGUAGAUAAGUGUAAGCAAUUUGUUUCAUACAGUCUUUCUGCGCGUUGGGACGCACUAUGGGAGCAUAAACUAUGUCGUAGUUGCUUAGCAAACCAUCGAGGUUCGUGCAAAUCCGCAAAACCGUGUGGGAAGAACGGUUGUGAAUACAACCAUAACAGACUACUGCACAAUGACGCAAAGGAUAAGCGAGAAACGCCAAUGGCUAAUUCGAGCAACCACACUAACGGACAGAGGCCAGGGGUUCAUGAUAUCGAGUCGUGUAACAUGCAUCGGGGAGGAAGCAAUUCUGUACUGUUUCAGUACAUUCCCAUUAUUCUUUAUAACCAAGGGAUCGAGAUUCGUACGUACGCGUUUUUGGACAGUGGAUCGUCUCUGACGCUGAUGGAGGAAGGUCUAGCGAAACAGUUACAACUGAGUGGAGAGAAGUAUCCAUUGUGUCUGCGGUGGACUGCUGAUACUUGCCGCUAUAAAAUGGACGCCACUAUAUGUUCUUUGAACGUAUCCGGCACGCUAGACGGAAGUAGUCAACACAACUUGAAGGAGGUCUACACGGUGAAGGAUUUGAAGCUACCUUCUUAGUCGGUAACAGUUGGAAAACUGUCCGCCAAGUACGCGCACCUAAAAGGGCUGCCGAUAGAAUGUGAGAGAAAGUUAGAUGAACCCAUUGCAGUUAAAACGCGUCUUGGCUGGACGGUUUAUGGUACGAUGAUGAACAGUUUUCUAUCGAGCGUGGUUCCACACAAUUUCCACAUCUGUUCUCACUCUCGCGGGUCAGACGAAAACCUUCAUGAAGCAGUCAAGAACUACUUCAGUCUCGACAGUUUAGGGAUUGGAUCUCCACAAAACCAGCUUCUCUCUAAAGAAAACGAACGUGCCCUAGCAAAGUUGCAGGAAGUUACUACAUUCCGAGAUGGACGGUACCAAGUGGGACUUCUUUGGAAAUACGAUGACAUACGACUGCCUAAUAAUCGGACAAUGGCACUCAGGCGCCACUAUUGUCUGAUGAAAAGGAUGGAACGCGAACCCAUGUUGGCUGAAACGGUACGAGCGACACCAAAGCGACACCAAAGGAAAAUCGAGAAACCGGCAAUCGUACGUGAUAUCUACGAUUUUUCCGGUCUUUAACCCCAACAAGCCGGGUAAAGUCCGGAUAGUCUUUGAUGCUGCUGCAUUCUUCGGAGGUGUCUCGUUGAAUUCCGUGUUGUUGAAAGGCCCGGAUCAGUUGAACACUUUACCACCAGUAUUAUAUAAAUUUCGUGAGCGGCUGAUAGGCCUUGGAGGUGACAUCGCCGAGAUGUUUCACCAGUUGCGGAUGAACCCUGAAGAUGCAGACAGCCAGCGGAUUUUAUGGUGUGCUAAUGCUGAAACAACGAAGCCAUGCGACUACGUGAUGCAGGUGGUAACCUUUGGGGCUACCUGCUCCCCGAGUACAGCACUUCACGUUCUGAAAGAUAACGCGUCCCGUUUUGAAAAACAAUAUCCUGUGGCGGUUGAGGCUAUCUUCCGUCGCCACUAUGUCGACGAUAUGUUGACAAACGUUAACACUGAUGAGGAGGCGAUCAAGUUGUCCAACGAUGUCCAGCACAUACAUAACCAGGGAGGAUUCCUGAUGCGAAACUGGAUUUCGAACUCGCCUGUGGUACUAGAAGCCCUCGGAGUGAGCCCAAAGCACGAGAAAUCACUGGAAAUGAACGCUGAGCUCGCUAUGAAAAAACAGGAAGUGGGUUAUAUCUAUGGUAUAACCGCAAGGGUGACGUAGGACUAUCGUUGAUUUAGAGAUCAUUUGUAUGAAGUUGAAUCUGAAUUCAUUCUGAAUGAAUGAAUAUUUGGAGAACUUCGGAAACGAGAGCGUUACGUUGGAGGCACAAGGUUUUAUGCAUCCAAUAUUGAAUACGGAAAUAUCCUACUGAUGGGGAAGAAUAAUCUUCAGAAGCUAUCCUGUUGAUUGCGAUUGAUUGAAAAAUCACAAAACCUAAUGUAUUUGGUCACAGUGUUACAUGGAUAGAAAACAUUAAAAUAAACUCUUUCAUAUGAAUGUAAUUUUAAAUUCCCAGAGGAACUGGCAGAUUAUUUUCAGUAACGAUUAGAUAUUUCCACAUUUUCCUCGAUACUGGAAGCCCACCAGUGGUUAAUGCUAACUCGAUAACCAUCUGUUAAUAGCACUUGAUUGAAACAUAUUUGGUCACAGUGUUACAAGGAUAGAAAACAUUCAAAUAAAUUCUUUCACAUGAAUGUAUUUUUAAAUUCCUAGAGGAACUGGCAGAUUAUUUUCCGGAUCUUUCUCGAUCCAAACGGAAAGAAUUCCGUGCGUGUAUGUGUGUGUGUGUAGCGGCUGCUUCGAGAUCUUCCCGGGGAACCGUUUGUAGCAUCACUCUCCUCCUGAUAGAUUCCCUUCUGGCCUAAGGUGCACAAACAGGCUCUUGGUGACACCGUUCAUCCGCGCUUUCAUGAUAAAUGAAGAGCUUCACCACAACAGCGACAACAUGCUGUUUUCAUGUUUCUUUGUUUUUAAGAGGCUUUAAACUUUGCAGUUCAUUCGCCUCCAAAUACAACAUGCUCCAAUCGCUGUUCAAUUAGAACUGAGUGGAUUUCCGAGCGGCGCUCGCUUAUAUACCGAUUGGUGAUUUCAAUAGCCUAUUUUGAAAGCAAAUUUAAGACUAUUGAAACAAGUUUUUGGAUCAGAAAGUAACAAGUAUAGAACGCGUAGACAUUUUAUCUUUCGAAUGAAGUGUUUAUCACUUAUGCUCUGUACGGAUCGCAACCGGGAGCUAUUAUCUGGCGCCAAACACCCUACAAAGCGAGACGUUCUGCGAACUCUCAUGGCAAUCUAUGAUCCUUUAGGACUUAUCGCGCACUACCUGAUGUAUUUAAAGGUACUUCUUCAGGAAAUCUGGAGAGCUAAAACUGGAUGGGAUGAUGCUAUUGAACACAAACAUCUGGAGAAAUGGCUGCUCUGGUUGCGCAUACUGCCCGAGCUGGAAACUGUUGAGAUACCUCGUUGUUAUUUUCGUCAUGAUGCAGGUAUCGACAAGACUACCGUGGAACUUCACACUUUUGUGGACGCCAGUUAGAAUGGUUUCGCUGCUGUAUCAUAUUUCCGCUUCGAGAUAGACGGCCACAUCGAGUGUUCUUUCAUCGGGAGCAAAACAAGAGUAGCACCUAUAAAGUUUGUCUCCAUCCCUCGUCUCGAACUGCAAGCAGCUGUUGUCGGAGCGCGUUUGGCCCAAAGUAUUGUUGAAGGACAUUCUAUCAGAAUCGACCUCCGCUACUUCUGGACGGAUGCACGAGACGUUAUAUGUUGGCUGCAAUCUGACCAUCGUCGCUAUUCUCAGUUCGUAGCUUUCCGCGUGGCCGAGUGGUUAGCGUCAAACCUAACAUGCCGGGGGUUCGGGUUCGAUUCCCGUUCUGGUCGGGGAAAUUUUUCUUCAAAGAAAUUUCCUCUGACUUGCACUGUGGUCACGCGUAUUCUAGAGCUUGCCACUCAGAAUGCAUUCAAGGCGUGUUAUUUGGCAUAGAAAUCUCAACUAAGUACUAAUGAAAAUGACGCAAGUAAUACUACGUUGAGACGGCGAAGUUCCUCUAGGAACGUUAGUGCCAUUGAAGAAGAAGAAGAAGCUUUCCGCGUCGGAGAAAUAUUGGAAACAACGAACGUUAACGACUGGAGGUGGCUGGGUACCAAACACAACGUUGCCGACGACGGCAAAAAAUGGAAAUUUAGGCCGGAUCUCAGACCUACAAGCCGUUGGUUCAUCGGUCCUCCGUUCCUGUGGAAGCGGAAGAGUGAAUGGCCGGUUUUAACUCUAACAGGAGAAGUAACAUCCACGGAGGUCCGAGCCAAUCUACUGCACCAUACCGAAGCUAAAGACGAGGCCGUUCUACAACCGGAUAACUACUCUUCUUGGCAGCGGUUGAGACGUGCGAUCGCCUUUGUUCAACGCUUCGUCGGAAACAUCAAAAAGAAACUAAAUAACCAACCUGUGAUUUUUGGGGACCUGUGAUAUUUGGGGCCCCUUGUACAAGCAAAACUUUCUGCUGCAGGAGAUGUUUCUAUUCCGGCAGGCCCAGAGAGAUGUCUACGGCGAAGAACUGGCGGCUAUAGCAGUAGGAAACCGUCAGCUCAACAAUAAAAGCCGCUUAUACAAGCAGAGCCCUUUCAUUGAUGACCGUGGUGUAAUGCGAAUCCACGAAGCGCGUCUAGGAGAGUGUGAUUUUUUGGACGAAAGCGAUUCACAUCCCAUCAUUCUUCCUCGGGAUCACCCAAUUACCCGUCUCGUGGUAGCCAACGUACAUCAGUGUUAUCAUCAUAAGUGUCACGAAACUUGUGUGAACGAAGUACGGAAAGCAUUUUACAUUCCACGAGUGCGUAGAGUCUGUAACCAAGUUCGCCGAAGCUGCCAGAUGUGCAAAAUAUUCACUGCAAGACCAGUGCCACCGUCGAUGGGUCCACUUCCGAAAGCACGAGUAGCGGCCUUCGUACGACCAUUUUCGUACGUGGGCGUGGAUUUUUUUGGUCCGUUUCUCGUCCUUGUUGGUCGUCACCACGAGAAGCGCUGGGGUAUGAUUGUCACAUGCCUAACCGUUCGGGCAAUACAUAUCGAAUUAGCAGCAUCAUUGACUACAAGCUCGUGCAUCAUGGCUUUAAGAAACUGCUUCGCGCGUCGUGGAACUCCUGUCGAAAUUAGAAGUGACUGCGGAACAAAUUUUGUCGGCGCAGAAAAAGAACUUAAGGCUGCGGUGGCGAAUCUGGACCGGGACAAGUUAGUGACUGAAUUCACCACUCCCACAACUUCAUGGAUUUUCCCCUCCCGCAUCACCUCACAUGGGUGGGAGCUGGGAACGUCGUAUCUAGUCAAUAAAGAAGAUCCUUGUCGUCGUUAAACCUCAGCGAGUGACUACAGAAGAAAUAUUGCGAAGCUACCUAAUUCAGGUGGAAAACAUCGUUAAUAGUCGACCUCUGACGCACGUUCCUGUAGAUAGUUGUUCUUCACCAGCUCUCACCCUGAAUCACUUCCUGGUGGAUUCGUCAAACGGGUCCAAACCUCUCGUCCCAUACAAGGAUUGUCCUCUAGCGCUACAGAGGUCUUGGAAGGCAUCAGACGCUUUAGCUAAUCGUUUCUGGCAACGAUGGGUUGCAGAGUAUUUGCCUACGAUCACUCGUCGCACCAAAUGGUUCAACUCAGAGAAGCCUAUUGCGGUGGGUGACGUCGUUGUUGUGGUAGAUCCGGAUCUGGCACGGAAUUGCUGGCCUAAAGGACGAGUGGUGUCUGUUACAACCUCCUCUGACGGUCAAGUUCGUUCUGCGGUAGUGCAGACUGCUUCAGGACUCUACAAAAGACCCGCAGUUAAGUUAGCCGUGUUAGCCGUGUCCAACGUCCGGGGGGGAUUGUUGCGUACACCCUGUAAGUGACGCCGCACACAACCACACGGCACGUUGAUCUCCGACCUACCAGGGCGAAGGUGCACUCUCAGGAAAGAUUGGUAUAUAUGACGAAUUUUUUGGUAAAUAUUACCAAUGGAUAGUAAAUUUUUGCAACACGAAUCAUUCGUACAUAUUACGCGAUAACAUUGGUAAACAAAUGUCAAAUCGGCCAGUAUAACCCAGUAUAAGCAAUCGGUUCAACGUUGAUUUAACAUACACCCUAAACAUGGUCGAAAUGAUUCAUAAUAAACUACAUUUAUUGUUGAUACAUUUUUUUUUAUUAUUAAUUAUUAUCAUUUCCAUUACCAUCUUCUGGCUAAUAAACGAUAAAUAAAAUUAUUUAUACUCAUUUGCAAGCAAUUGCCUUCAGAUGCAAAAUUCCAUCCCUUCCACUUCGACGCGGCUCUGGUUCUUAAAAAGUCUCUCCUCCACCACGAGCCAAUCUUGGGGCGAGAACCAGUGGCGGAAUUCGUCUUCGUCGAACGCCGCUUCUCGUAUUUUGCGGGCGUUUGCGUAUCAUCCGGCAGUUUAUAGUUUGAUCAUUCUCUGCAUCGUUGUGUUCCGUGAGAGAUGAGAAAAUUUAAUCUGCAAAAAUUUGAUCAUUAAGCUAAUGUGUGAAAAAUGUCUCAACGCUGCGCACUGAUUCACUUACCGAUACUGCGAAAACGACGAGAAUUUCUCCAGAGACUGCUGAUUUUCGACCUUCUUAACAACAAUCUUGACUGUGUGUUUUGGGCAAGCUUCGAAUCAACGCUCCAGGUAGAACAACCAGACAAUUUGUUUUCUUCCGGCAAGCAGCACAUCGUACUCUAUACGGACAGAAUAAUCCCUUGGAUGUUUGUUGCCAACGGUUCAAUGAAGUGUAUCAUUUGUUUGAAUUCGAUAUGUCCAGAAAUGUGUUUGUUAUAAGGAUUCAAUAAUUGAAUUUUAGUCUGUCCGACAAUUUCUUGGCGAAGACUUAAUAAAUAAAUAAAUUAUAAAAUCACACGACAGAUAGGAAACGUACAAACGUAAGUUUCAAAUGAACUUGUAAAACUAUUAUCCAAAAUUGUUAUUAUUGUAGGAAAAUUUUAAUCUCUCUCUCGCUGUGAAAUAAAGAGGAUUGAAUUUUGGAAAAAGUGUUUCCAUCGUUGCAUUUUCAACACCGGACUUAUUCAGGUAGGGUACUGUAGAUGUAUUAGUAGCGAUCAUUCAAAAUCGUCUAAAACUAACAGAGGACUUUGAGGUGGCGAUGAACCGUCCUAUUUUUUUUAGGGCAUACGGGGCAUAAUUGUCAAUUACUCUCGUCGGUUUAUUUGCUUCCGAAGGCGUGACAUUCUUGUAAACAUUACUCCUAGAAGUAGUCUAUCAUAACCAUUUUCUCGAAGAAUAACAUGACCCGUUUAUUGUCCAAAAAGUAGCAAUUUAUUGGUUACAUUUUGUCGUACAUUAAACAAGAAUAAAGAAAAAAGGAAGUACAUUGAAAUAUUGUGAAGAUUGGAAAUAACUGCGAGAUGUUCAUUGAUAAAUUCAACUUGUAUUACAUUCAUUAUCUAUUACACACAAACACAAAAAAAACAGUGCAAAUGAUCAUAAAUUUACAAUAAAAUAUUAAUUUUGACAUUAAACUAACAAUUUGUCGCUAAUGCUAAAAAAAUGUUCAAUGGCGAAAAUUAUUCUAACGAAAAACUGUGGCGAAUAAAAUGUUAAGAUAUUGGAAUAUAUUCUUCAAGCACGGCUGUAACUUUGGUUUACGGUGUAUAUAGAAAUCAGGAUUCUAACACCUCAUUUGCUUUCUUUUCCAGCAAUUUAAUAACUUUCGCCAAGUCGUAAUCUUUCACGAUUUUCGCGUACAUAGUUUUCCUGACCUCUGUCAUCGUCAGCCAGAAGGGGGUAAUUUUGGCGAUCAUUUUCAAAUGUUCCUCUAGCUCUUUCACCGACAGUUUGCUCCGAUAGCUGUUCUCAAUUCUGACCAGGGUCAUCUCAAGCGGCAGAACACCCUUCUUCUCGGUGAUGAAUACAUUUCGCAGAUGGCGAGCAAUUUCCGGCAGUCUGCUAUACUUGAUAGCUUCACGAUCCUGUGAGGGUGGCCGGGUCAUCUGAUCCAACGCUUUGGCGGCUUGUUUGGCCCGGAUUUUCUCCAGUAGUGCUUUGGGAAUGUUUUUGAAUGCUGCUUGCCUAGGAUCUUCAGUCUUCGUUUCUGUUGGUUGGGAGGGUUUGAUUUCUUUGGUAUCCUCCUGACCGCAAGCAGCUACUGGUGCUGCUGUUGUUUCUGUUGUAGUCGUUACAACUGCCUGACGCUUCUUUUCUUCCAGUCGUUGAAAAGCUCGUUCCAUCGCCGUACCACAGUUGAAUAAGUUUCUAGCCGUUGAAAGAACAUCUUUGGCUGAAGAGAACCGUUCCACAUUCGGUGGUUGUGGGAGCUCAGCCUUCUCUAUGUCGGGGCAAGAUUCGAGAUCGAACUCCGGAUGCCAACGAGUGAUUUUUUCUUUGGUCAGUAUGACGGGUGGGUCUAACCCUCGCAGAAAUUUCACGUGUGCCUCUUUCGCUUUCUCCAAUAAGAGUCGAUGGAACUUCUGGCCACGUUCCACUAUCACCUGUGGAUUCAUCGCAUGAUCUUGAGCGCUACGAACGAUAUUCGCGUCAUCGCCGGUAUGUUUCGGCACCUUUUCCUCCACGUUUGGUUUAAUAACAAGCUGAUAUGUGUCAUGCUUAGUGGCCGAACCGUAGUUCUUGGUCAACUCCUGACUCAGUACGAAUGCAUCCGGAAAUAAGGUUUUUAUUUGAGCUAAAUGACUUUCGAACAAAUUUUUGCGUGCCAUUCGCUGCACCGCGGGUUUCAGCUUCUUGAAUGUGAUCUGUUCCUUCCUGUUGUGGAACAUUGAGCACACAGUGUCGAUACAUUUGAACAGCUCUGCCAGCGAACGGUAUUUGUAGGGGAGUUGAAGCGCCGGACGACCGGCUUCCGCGAGAUUUUGGAAGCGUUGAUAAGCCGGAACUUUGGUCGGGCUCGCAGUGACCGGCGUGGCCGACGGUUCCUUGAUUGGGCUCAUCAACAGUGAAAGUUUCUUAGGCGUUAUUGUCUUCUGAGGUGACAUAAGUGAACUGUGGUUCGCCUUGGUCGGAGUCCGGUGGAACAUCUUUGUGGGAGAGAUGAAGGCGGCUUUCAGAGGGCUGCAAUGAGAAAAGGAAUAUAAUUAGCAAAACCGUUUAACAUGACCCGUUUAUUGCCCAAAAAGUAACAAUUUAUUGGUCACAUUUUGUCGUAUAUUGAACAAGUAUAAAGAAAAAAAUAAAUUACAUUGAAAUAUUGUGAAGAUUGAAAAUAACUGUGAGAUGUUCAUUGAUAAAUUCAACUUGUAUUACAUUCAUUAUCUAUUACACACAAACACGCAGGCUUGCACAUCAUUCGGUUUCUGAUAACUCAAUUCUAUUCCCAAUAGGUUCAAAUAUUCGCCAUUCGACAUUCGCCCUCAUAAUCGUAGUCAG